AUGUGCUUUGCAAUUCCUGCUGCUGGGCGCAUUCACGUGGAUCCGGAACGUUUGCGUGGAGGCAGCUAUGAGCACAAGGAGCUGGAGUCCUCCCAUGAUCCUGAGUGGCUCAGAAAGGUUUGCGUUCAGCUCCAAGAGCGGCGGUUUGCAGUGCUGCAGCUGCCAUGGCAGAUCGAGCAGCUCUACGAAGCUUUGCUGGAUCCACGUGCCUACCCACCAUUGGUUGCCGAGGGAGAUCUCGCAAGGCAGCGCUCUAAGGAAGCAUCAACCAAUGCCGCGCUCCUUCCAGAGGAUUUCAACAACUUCGCAGCCCAGUGGGCCAAAGUGUGCGAGACAAUCUGCCAGACUGUGACCUGCGAGCUCCUUCGACAAUUGAAGCCAGGCUUUGAUGGCAAAGGGCAGCACCAAUCGCGUGGAAUGCUCAGGGUGUCCUACAACUCCACUGCAGGCCACCACUAUGACAAUUCCUUCGUCACCUUUAUGGGCGCCGGAAAUGUACGGGGAGCGUUGCAAUUCAGCGGCAUCUCACCUCGCCCGCUCGGUUGUGAUCAGGCCGACGCUUUGGACGAGUUCGUUCCAUGCGAGGAUUUCAUGUCCGAGGCAGAGCGAGACGAUGCAGGCAUCUGCUUCUUGCUGUUUCUCGGAGUUCGAGUUGCCAGCCCGCUGGAUUCGUUGUAUCGACCUCUGCUACACCGCGUGGAGUACGCGGAGCCCGUCGCCAAGCGCAUCAACGCCAUAUACUUUCUCAGGGACUACUCUAUGGGCGAAGUCCCUGCUGACUCCACUCACUUGGAGAUCCAUGCGUUCAACAACACCAUUGU
Molecule: messenger RNA, 821 nt
Organism: Symbiodinium pilosum
Lineage: Eukaryota; Dinophyceae; Suessiales; Symbiodiniaceae
Source: the annotation of a GenBank genome assembly